ACCUGCAGGUUGCUACGUAAAUGAGCGACGCUUUCUAAAUUUCUUAUCCGAAACAUAGAAAUAUAAACAAUGUAGUAUAUUUAAAGUUAACUUAGUAUUUAUCGGUGCUCACUGACUUACUCAUCUAAAAUAUAUCCAAUCACUGUGUUUUUAAUUGCUAUAAACGUUACUUUCUGAGCUCAAGCUUCCGUGAACUAUUUUAAUUGCUCCGAUUUCAUCAUGGGAUUUCAUGGUGGAUUAUCGCAGGGUCAUAAAUAAAUUAGCAGAUGGAUAAAGUGUGAGAUUGGAUUGUGAUUGAAAUAUUAACAUGGAGACUGAAUCUGUGCGGUCAGAAUUAAGCAGUCGAUCACGUCGAAGUUCCAGGCACAGGCAGCAUAGUACACACAGAAGCACAAGGAGCAACAAAUCUCAAAGAAAAGACUGUCUAGACAAUAGCAUGGCUCCAUUUCAAACAAGUGUAAAUAUUAACCCUGAGAUAGGUCGAGAUGGACAGGAAGUUAUUGAGGUCCAAAUUCUGCCACAGGAUGAGAACUGGGGCGAAAAUACAACAGCUGUGACUGGCAACACAUCAGAAGGAUCUCAAUCCAUCGAAGAUUUAAGCAACUGGCAGAUUGAGUCUGACAAUGGCCUCGGUUUUGUAUGUUCCAGAUAUUUUGGUACUACCGUAGGGUUGGGGUUAUCAUUUGUGUCAUUCAUUAGCCCAUUGGCAAUGGUAGUGCUGCCAAAAAUAGGAUUUUUUCCUGGAUUAACCGAUAACAUUGCUAUACAACCUAGCCAAAGAAUACAACUAUUGUCAUGCACAGGAGAGUGUAAAGGCAUCCUUCUUUCUAUUGUUUUUAAAUUAGUUUUGCUUGCAAUAGCAAUAUGGGCAGUAUUCCUGAGGCCCAGAAAUGCAGUUUUGCCAAGAAUAUUUGUGUUUAGAGCAAUAAUGUUUGUUAUAUUAGCUGUAUGUACAUUUUCAUACUGGUUGUUCUAUAUCGUUCAAAUAACUGAAGCUACAAAGGCUUUAGCUGUUGGCGAAGAAGCAGUUGACUACAAAUCCCUAGUGUCAUAUGUCUCGAGUUUCUGUGAUACUUUGCUGUUUGUGCAUUAUACAGCUGUUGUCUUGAUGGAGAUACGGCAUUUAGAGCCAGUAUAUUACAUUAAAAUUGUUAGAAGUCCAGAUGGUGAAAGUCGGUCUUACCCUAUAGGCCAGUUGAGUAUACAGAGGGCAGCUGUGUGGGUUCUCCAGAAAUAUUACACCGAGUUUCCUAUUUAUAAUCCAUACUUGGAAAAGAUACCGAUAUCAAAGUCGCAAAGAAGAGCACAGUCCAGUAUAAAGUUCUAUGAAGUGGAUUCAAACACAAAUCCUUCAUCUGGCCAGCCAAGGAGCGGCACUGGCUCGUGCACGGGCAGUGUGGGUCGCAGGCGUGACUCGGGCUCCGCCCACAACGAGCGCUACUACGAGGAGGCGGAGCGCGAGCGGCGCGUGCGCAAGCGACGAGCGCGGCUACACUCGGCCGCCGAGGACGCCUUCGCUCACGUGCGCCGCGUGCGACUCUCCGCUGCCAACGGUGGUGCGCUGGGCCCCCGCGAGGCCGCUCAGGCGGUGUUUCCAUCUCUGGCUCGCGCCCUGCAGAAGUACUUGCGAGCAACUCGCCAGCAGCCCAGACACUCUGCAGACUCGGUGCUUGCUCACCUAGCCAGGUGCCUAUCUCAGGACGCGUCACCCAGAGCAUUCCUCGAACCGUUCCUUGUGGAAGGACCAGUGCUAGCAGCGGAGCAAGAAGCCAGAACAGUCCAGCGUUGGUCGCUCAUAUCUGAUGAGCUGCUGGCCCGGCCUCUUGCAGACAAUAUCGAGUUCCAACUUCGACAGGGCGACAUAUCGCUCAUAUGCUCGAUAAAGCAACUGCCAAAGUUUCAUUUGAGUGAAGAAGUUGUAGAUCCAAAGAGCAAUAGGUUUGUUCUGAGGUUGAACUCAGAGACUUCGGUCUGACAUGAGGAGAUAUGUGUCCGAGAGGAUAUGAGGUUGGUAUGAUGUUUGAGUGACAGUUCAUGUCUAGGGAUUGGGCAUAAAUAUUGAGACUAAUAAUGGGACAUUGUAUGAUGUUUUGUGGGGUUUGACAGUAUUCUUGAUAUAACUGUGUCAUGUUUUAUUAGCUAUCACAAACGACUGCUAUUUUUAAAGCUUUCACAGCUCUCUGGGGCCAAUAUGAUUAGGUCUUUUAUAUCAUAUAUUUGUUUAUCCUGUCACUUCAAAAUAUACAACAAGUUAACAGAUAUACAGGAUGAUUUUAUUAUCACCAUCCAAAUUUUAUAGGCCUUAGAGAGUAUGCACUUAAGAGAAAAUAUAUGCAAGUAAAAAUUUUAAUACAAUUAAAUAUUCUUCUCAAAAUAACUAUUAUUACAGUGUGGUUACCGUAUCCUAAUAGAAAAGGUUUAAAUAGCGCUUGGUUUCCAAAAACUUAUAUUUUUUGUAAAUAACUUUCUGUAGCCAUCCCUAUAUUUUAGUUCGGAGAGAUAGUAAAAAAUAAAUACAUACUUUUUUUUUGUUUAUUUUACCAAAGAUAAUAAAUACAUUUGGACAAUGGUAAAAUCCUCCUGUGUAUUAUGUUUUAUGUACCAGAAAUGAUAACAUCUAAUAUUUAGAAUGUUAUGUAGAUAAAUUUAAGACUUAAUUUUUUGGAAGUAAUAUACAUACAUACAUAGACUGUUGUUUCCUGUAUACAUAGUAGGUAUGUAACAUUUCAUAUUUAUGAAUUUUGCUUGUUUAUAAGACUUAAACAUUGAGAUUAUAUUAUAGUUUAUAAGUCAACACUAAUUUAUAUAGAUUCAGCUAAGAAUGUAAUUUAU
Molecule: messenger RNA, 2832 nt
Organism: Leptidea sinapis
Lineage: Eukaryota; Metazoa; Arthropoda; Insecta; Lepidoptera; Pieridae
Gene: Vang
Product: vang-like protein 1
Exons: 5
Coding region: 308-1975 (555 amino acids)
Biological process (GO): multicellular organism development; establishment of planar polarity; Wnt signaling pathway, planar cell polarity pathway
Cellular component (GO): plasma membrane
Source: RefSeq, a predicted model, not a curated record